Molecule: messenger RNA, 1490 nt
Organism: Arabidopsis arenosa
Lineage: Eukaryota; Viridiplantae; Streptophyta; Magnoliopsida; Brassicales; Brassicaceae
Source: the annotation of a GenBank genome assembly
GGAAAAUCUUACAUUUUUUCUCCUGGAUCUCGCUCUCUCUCUGUUUGCAGAGUCACACUACAGCUGAUUUAGAUCUAUUUUGAUUGUUGAUUUGGUGAUAAGUAACUAUAAAUGGAUAAGGAGAAAUCUCCGGCACCUCCUUGUGGAGGUCUUCCUCCUCCAUCUCCAUCAGGUCGAUGCUCUGCAUUCUCAGAAGCUGGUCCCAUUGGUCAUGGAUCAGAUGCUAAUCGAAUGAGUCAUGAUAUUAGCCGUAUGCUUGAUAACCCACCGAAGAAGAUUGGACAUCGUCGAGCUCAUUCUGAGAUACUUACUCUUCCUGAUGAUUUGAGCUUUGAUAGUGAUCUUGGUGUGGUUGGUAAUGCUGCUGAUGGAGCUUCUUUCUCUGAUGAGACUGAAGAAGACUUGCUCUCUAUGUAUCUUGAUAUGGAUAAGUUUAAUUCUUCUGCUACAUCUUCUGCUCAAGCUGGUGAGCCAUCAGGAACUGCUUGGAAAAAUGAGUCCAUGAUGCAGACAGACUCAACUUCUAAUCCUCAGAAUACGCUUAAUAGUUUUGGCGAAAGACCAAGAAUCAGGCAUCAACAUAGCCAAUCUAUGGAUGGUUCAAUGAAUAUCAAUGAGAUGCUUAUGUCGGGGAAUGAAGAUGAUUCUGCCAUUGAUGCUAAGAAGUCCAUGUCUGCUACUAAACUUGCUGAGCUUGCUCUCAUUGAUCCGAAACGUGCUAAGAGGAUAUGGGCAAACAGGCAGUCCGCAGCAAGAUCAAAAGAAAGGAAGACGAGAUACAUAUUUGAGCUUGAGAGAAAAGUACAGACUUUGCAAACAGAGGCUACAACUCUCUCAGCCCAGCUGACUCUCUUACAGAGAGACACAAAUGGCUUGACUGUUGAAAACAAUGAGCUGAAGCUGCGGUUACAAACAAUGGAGCAGCAGGUUCACUUGCAGGAUGAACUAAACGAAGCACUUAAGGAGGAAAUCCAGCACCUGAAGGUGUUAACUGGCCAAGUUGCUCCAUCAACGCUGAACUAUGGGUCGUUUGGAUCAAACCAGCAAUUCUAUUCCAACAAUCAGUCAAUGCAAACAAUCUUAGCUGCAAAACAGUUCCAGCAACUUCAGAUUCAUUCACAGAAGCAGCAACAACAACAGCAACAACAACACCAGCAACAGCAGCAGUAUCAGUUUCAACAGCAACAGAUGCAACAGCUUAUGCAGCAGCGGAUUCAACAGCAGGAACAACAAAAUGGAGUAAGACUCAAGCCUUCUCAACCCCAGAAAGAGAGCUGAGGAAUAUGAAUAUGUCCACUUAAGUGAGAGGGUAUUGGCGUUUAGGUGCUAAGAAGAAAGCCUUUUGGAAGAAAACAUUUGGAUAGCCCAAAGAAACAGAGUUCCUUGCAAUGCAAUGCACUGCAAUUAUUAGUUGUUUGGAUUUGGUUAUUUGGUAUAGAGACUGGGUCUCGAAAUCAUAGUAUGUAAAAAAAUAUAAUCACGUUAAUUUG